AUGACAAGUGAAAAUAGAAUAAAAGAAAAGAAUCGAGGACGGUGGAUGAAAGGCAAAGUUUUGAAGUACGUGAAAGGAAAGGACGGUGUAAUUAGAGGAGUUAUUGUAUUACAUAAAGGUAACUAUUAGGAACGACCUGUUCAGCUAGUAUGUCCUUUGGAGAUAAGGAGCGUGGUUAAGGAAGAUCAAGGAAGACACAACGAAAGUACUGAAGAUAAUGAUGAUAAAUUAAAGAAAAGACCAGAACGGAAAGCAGCAAAGAUCGCGAAAGUUAACAUCAGAGAACAGUUGAAGGACGAUUUAAGGGAAGUAAAUAUAACUGUGUAG
Messenger RNA from Paramuricea clavata, 327 nucleotides. The record is from the annotation of a GenBank genome assembly. Lineage: Eukaryota; Metazoa; Cnidaria; Anthozoa; Malacalcyonacea; Plexauridae.